GACGUCAGGGUUUAAAACCCCCAGGGGAGGGAGAGCAAGGUUGGAGUGUCGUAUGUAAGCUAUUCGCCCACGGUAAAGUAGGCAGUAGGCGAGGAAGAGCGAGCACGAGAGACGCACCACCCACCAAGCUAAAUAACAUUCUUAUUCCCUAUUGAUCAGGGCAUGACUCCUCAAAUAUCACCCUAGUGAGGUGUGAACAGCAAGAGCGGUGAUAUGGCCUAUAUCCAGAUACCUGAUGAUGAGAAGGGGUAUAAAUUGGACCUCUUCUGUGUCCCCAAACACUAUGAGGAGGAUUUAGACCAGGUUAUCAUCCCCCAUGGACUGAUCAUGGACAGGACUGAGCGCCUGGCUCGUGAUAUAGUCCGGGACAUGGGGGGACACCAUAUAGUAGCACUGUGUGUUCUCAAAGGAGGUUAUACAUUCUUUGCCGACCUGCUCGACUACAUCAAGGCCCUAAAUCAGAACAGCGAUAAGUCUGUCCCGUUGACUGUGGAUUUCAUUAGGCUAAAGAGCUAUUGCAAUGACCAGUCUACAAACAUUGUCAAAGUUAUCGGAGGGGACAAGCUCUCAACUCUAACCGGGAAGAAUGUUUUGAUAGUUGAGGACAUUGUGGAGACUGGGAGGACUAUGGAGACACUGCUAUCACUGCUGAGUGAAUGCAAUCCAAAGAUGGUCAAAGUCGUCAGCCUUCUAGUCAAGAGAACACCAAGGAGCUCAGGAUACAGACCAGACUACAUCGGGUUUGAGGUGCCAGAUUCGUUUCUGGUGGGAUAUGCCCUGGACUACAAUGAGUACUUCAGAGAUCUCAGUCACAUCUGUAUACUGAACGAGAACGCAAAGGAGAAGUACAAAGUGUGAGCUGAGGCGAUAGACAGAUGGAUGACGAGGGACUAGGACCACUGUGAUCCUGAGCUUUUUAGGGUUCUGAACCUUAUUUAUCUGUGUAUGAAACCUAUUGUGAAUUCAGUUUGCAAGAUACUAUUUGAGAAAACAAAAAUGUAUUGAAUUGAUAUUUUUGUUCCCCUCUAAGCAAUGGGACGAGUUCUGUUUUUAAGUAGAGGAUUCGUGUAAAGAUGGUUAUGGGAGAACAUUUUUAUUUAUUUAGAUUUGUUAUUCUAUAUUAUAUUGGGGCCUUGGAUGCCUCUCAUCUGAUUUAUGUUAGUAAGGAUGGAUUUUGUUAUGUUGCUUAAUAUAAUCCACAGGAUCUCAGGCGACUGUACAUAUCCACAGUAAAAUCUGAGUCAAGUCAUGUACUGCAUUGUACAAACCAAUGAUGCUGUUUAGCUCAUAUGCCAAGCCCAUGCAAAGAACAGCCUGGAAUGUAAUGGAACAAUUUUGUUUAAUAAUGGCAAUGUUUUCAUUCACCAAGGACAUUAACAAUCCUAUUGACAGCAAUAUUAAAAUCUUAAAUUUGUGUGUUAGAGAGAUGCCUUCCAUGGAUUGACUUUAAAGGAAAGAGAGAUCCGCACACUACUCUUGUUUUGUUUAUUGAAGCAUUUAAGGCCAAGAGGCUGACAUACAGUUGAAGUCGGAAGUUUACAUACACUUAUGUUGGAGUCAUGAAAACAUGUUUUUCAAGAUCAUGAGGAAGGAAAAUGAUGUGGAUAUAUUGAAUCAACAUCUCAAGACAUCAGUCAGGAAGUUAAAGCUUGGUUGCAAAUGGGUCUUUCAAAUGGACUAUGACCCCCAAGCAUACUUCCAAAAUUGUAGCAAAACAGCUUAAGGACAAUAAAGUCAAGGUAUUGGAGUGGCCAUCACAAAGCCCUGACCUCAAUCCCAUAGAGCAUUUGUUGGCAGAACAGAAAAAGCGUGUGCGAGCAAGGAGGCCUACAAUCCUGACUCAGUUACAUCAGCUCUGUUAGGAGGAAUGGGACAAAAUUCACCCAACUUAUUGUGGGAAGCUUGUGGAAGGCUACCCAAAAAAUUUGACCCAAGUUAAACCAUUUAAAGGCAAUGCUACCAAAUACUAAUUGAGUGUAUGUAAACUUCUGACCCACUGGGAAUGUGAUGAAAGAAAUAAAAGCUUAAAUAAAUCAUUCUCUCUACUAUUA
Molecule: messenger RNA, 2051 nt
Organism: Oncorhynchus keta (chum salmon)
Lineage: Eukaryota; Metazoa; Chordata; Actinopteri; Salmoniformes; Salmonidae
Product: hypoxanthine-guanine phosphoribosyltransferase-like
Exons: 9
Coding region: 214-858 (214 amino acids)
Biological process (GO): guanine salvage; purine ribonucleoside salvage; GMP salvage
Molecular function (GO): hypoxanthine phosphoribosyltransferase activity; magnesium ion binding
Source: RefSeq, a predicted model, not a curated record